GCGUUAGCUUCAUUUCAAAGACACUAAGGAAAUCUGUAACAAUACAAGCUAUGUCGAGUACUUCAGCAUUGAUCUUUUCAUGCAAAGUUCAAAUGGAGUCGACCUGCAAAUUUCAGCCUGCCAUUACACGUUUUACCCAUUUCUUGGUGAUAUCAAAACACAAGGCAAAAAGGCAUCGGAUCAUUAGAAAGCAGAAUCUGCAAUUUCUGGGCACUAGUAUUUGGUUGAGAAAUAUUGACAGAGACAAGAACAUGGUCGUUCGUUGCGGUGUCGGACCGGGACCCUCAAAUCAUGGUCCUGGUUCCUGGAAACUUUGGGUACUGGGAAUUCUGCUGAGUGUAGUCCUACCCUUUUGGAGGAGCAAAUGGGGUCCAUUGUUAAAACUGAAAGAUGAAAACGCUGAAACUGUAAUAGAAAAAGUAGAAGCGGUGACGAACACUGUCAAAAAAGUGGCGGAGCAAGUGGAGGAGGUGGCGGAUGAAAUCGGAAAUAAUCUGCCAGAAGGCCGACUUAAAGAUACCCUUGAAAUUGUCGAAGAUGUGGCUCAAAAUACUGCUGAGGGUGCACGUUUUGCUGGAGAAUUCUUUGACCAGGUCUGA
Hibiscus syriacus is the source of this 599-nucleotide messenger RNA. RefSeq lists its product as uncharacterized. The record is from RefSeq and is a predicted model, not a curated record. Bases 51 to 599 code for a protein of 182 amino acids. The transcript has 5 exons. Lineage: Eukaryota; Viridiplantae; Streptophyta; Magnoliopsida; Malvales; Malvaceae.